Molecule: messenger RNA, 4434 nt
Organism: Pocillopora meandrina
Lineage: Eukaryota; Metazoa; Cnidaria; Anthozoa; Scleractinia; Pocilloporidae
Source: the annotation of a GenBank genome assembly
AUGUUUAUCGUUGGCUUAACAGGUGGGAUAGCGACUGGUAAAAGCACAGUUUCAAGCCUACUUAAAGAUCUAGGAUGUCCGGUCGUGGAUGCAGACCACAUUGCUCGGGAAGGUGAGAUAAUUGAAAGCAUGCAAUUUAAUUCACUAAACAUAUAGUUUAAAACCAUAAUGGGAGAUAAGAUGAGAUAAAUACAUCUUAUUAGACGUUUUCGUUUGUAGUAUUUUUGAGUAUUUUUACGAAUUGUGCCGUAUUUUGACGAGCUCGAGGACUGAUCAAACAACAACUUUAUGGGAGUAUGUGCUGGGCAAUUUAGUUGGUAAUAUUUCAUUGUAUAGCCUCCUUAAUUCAAAGGUUUUUUUUUUAAUUGAAAUCUUCUCCCUCUAUUUCAACCCAGAGAUAUAAUCAAUGUCUUUAUUACCUUGUUUUCUUGGUUGGUACAAUGAGAUGUAGAACUUGGUUUUUUCCUCUUGGUACAUAACUUAGCGUAUGGACCAUGACCCUGGUUAGUAUUAUUGGAAUAUACAGGGAAGGUAUCUCCUUCACAACCCCUCCUCAUUCAGUUAAACCUUUAAACCCUAAUAGUGACGAACAUCUUGUUUCUUCCAACAAUAUCACUUGUGAAUCACACAGUAAGGUCAUGAGAAUUAAGGAUAUGGUCACCAUGGAAGGAACCCUUUGAUUGGCCAACAAAUUCUCCUUGUCAGCACCUCAGGAAUUGUAUAAAGAACAGUCUGGAGAGUAUGCAUACUGAUGUUAGGGUGUAAAGGGUUAAACCUUCUCAUUAUUUCACAACCUUGCAUUCACACUUGAUUUUACUAGUGAGUUCUUUUUUUCAUGAGAAGGUAACAAACUUUUCUUCAACAAUUUUUAGUUGUUGAGCCUCACAGGCCAGCAUGGAAGGCUAUAGUAAAGAACUUUGGAAGUGAUAUUUUACUUUCCAAUGAGGAGAUUGACAGGGAGAAACUUGGAAAAAUCAUCUUUGGAGAUGAUGCCAAAAGACGUAUUCUGAACAAGUGCACUCAUCCUGCUAUUUAUCAUUCAAUUUUAUGGACCUUGUUGAGGAAUUUUUUUUCAGGUCUGUUUAUUUUUUUACUUCUUGCAAGGUUGUUAUUGAGUAAUUUUGGGAGACCUGUUAUUGUGAAUCAUAUAAGUUAAACAUUACUUGCACAAACACCAAAGAGAUUAAUUCUACUUUGUUGUUGAAAGUACAUGAUUGUACUUAUGCUCAAUGGUCAAUGAGUGUUGGUCAAUGAGUUUUAGCAUAGAUCUAUAUUUAUAUCAAUUGAGGACUGAUGUUAUGGGUGAAGCCUGCAAUUUAAUCUGAAAAAUUUAGAAGCUACAUGUACUUGCCAUCAGCUCUGAUUUAUAUUCCUCUUUCAGAUCUGUUCUUUUACAACAAUGACUUCCAGUAAUUAGCCACCAUUGUACAAGUUUUUUACAGAAUUAUGUUUUCCUAGAUAGACAUCUAAGAACUAUGUGUAAUUUGUUUUAGUUUAAAAACUUUGCUAGUUGUAUGAGAGAUAUUGUUAGCCAAUGGUUUGUUUGUAGGUCAGACAUCAAAGGGUCUGGAUUUAAAUCUAGGCCACUGUGUCACUGACUCAUAACCUCUGCUAUUUCCCAUACUUAACAAAUAGAGAAGCCUCAAUUGUGCUCUUUUCUGUUGUAAAGCAUGUAGGAAGCAGCUAGAGCACAAAAGAAGUGUAGUGAGAAACAAAGAGUAUAUCUUCUGUUUCUCCCCACUUCACUUGAUUAGAAAUUUAACAUUCAAUCAAUGAAAAAAGGCUUGAGAGAAUUCCCAGAAAAGGUUGGACAUAGUACAGUUUGGUAGAUGACCUGACAGCUUUAGCUCAGCUCUAUGCUUUGUACUCUGAUAGAGCAUGCUCUUUCCACCAAUGACAGUGCAUGUUAGAUCCAAACUUUAAUUGUUAAUGGAAUUAGGUCAGCUGCAACAUUAUUGAUUGUUUUGCACUACACAAACUGAGACUAACUGCAUGUACACAUAAGAUAAAGUGUGACACUUAGCCUGCAAAUGGACUCUUAAUAGAUGAAUACAAUAAAAUGUCAGGUUUUUUUAAAAGUUAGAGUUUCAUAAGUCUUGUUAAACACUCAUCAAAAUUUUUUUUUCAGGGGGGUACCCUGAAAUUCAAGAAUACACUGAUGGCAAGAUUCAUUGCCUCUGUCUCAAGUACAUGUAGUGUUACACUUGAAAUGAGGGAAUUCACUUUGAGUUAUUUUUUCUGUUCACUUAUUCUCCAGUCCAUGACUGUCUACAGUGUGGGCAAUUUCCAGUUUAUGUUUGAGCUGGCACUCCUACCCAGAAGAAUGGACCUGUCUCAGACAACCACUAGAAUCAGGCCCAAUCAUUGCUGUCCCUCUUAAAUCCCAUUUUUCACUAUGUUUUCACAAAGGAAGUUAAGAUGUCCUACAAAAUUUGUAUCCCAAUAUUGUACUUCUACUGAAAGUAUUUUUCAAAUUCUUUGUAGGGGAAAAGUUUGUAAUACUUGACCUGCCACUUAUGUUUGAGACUGGGAUUGCCUUGUAUCUGAUGAAAGAAGUUGUUGUAGUUUACUGGUAAGUAAUUAUGUGUAUGCCACAUAAUUGCAUUUUAGUUUUCCUCCCUGAUAUUAGAGGCAGCUCAGCCCAAUUUACUGGGUGGGAGGUCUGUAUAUAGGGAAAAAAAAGCCUUGAAUACAGCCCUCAGUCUUCAGCCUUAGGUUGUACUCAUGACCAAGGGCAAAGGUUUUCAAUACAGAUGGACCAACACAGGUACAAAAUACCUUGUCCUUUUUAUCUGCUCAUUUUUUUUUCCUGCUUGUUUGCUUUUUCCUGCUUUGCUCAGAAAAAUUCUGAAUUGGGGUCCAUAUUGUAAAUAGCUGGUCAGGAGCAUUUAAGUGCAUGUUAUUAGCCAAACAGAUUGGAGAAAUUAAGAUUUUGGCCUACUACAAUGCGUCACAAUAAAACAAAAACGAAAUAACUGCUGGUGCAAAUUGAAUAUAAAAACAUGUAGGAAUUACAUAGAAUUUUGAAUUGGGUCAGGAGCCCUUGAUCUUUGAUUUCUGUGAUUGGUUAUUCAUUGUGAUUGGCAUCAAUAAUACAAUGUACAUGAUCAAAUUGUCACAGAGGUUUUAUCUGAUAUAUUUCAUCCCUAAAAAGUGUCAAGGAUCUAAUUUCUUUUCACAAUAUUACCCCUGAAUCACACAUUAAGUUCACAGGAAAUAUUCACCAUGAAAAACUAAUUAAAGAAACUCUUGAUUGUUAAAUAAAUUCUCCUUGCCAGUGCCUUAUAAAAUGUAUAGAGAACAGUAUGGAGAAUAUGUAUACUGAUGUUAGGGUGUGAAGGGUUGCUUUAAGGCCAAGGAAAUAGCAAACUCAGGUUUUCUUCCUUAUAAGCUGUUUAAUUUGAUUAUUUUGUUUUAUUUCUCAUAAUCCUCCCCUCCAGCUGCAUAUUCCUUUGUGCAAGAUCAUAAAUAUUCACAUCUUUGCAUUAAGAGUUAAACAUUUGUCUUAAUUUCCCUAUCACCUAGAUCCUAAUUUCUCUUCCCUCUAGUGACAAAGACACUCAACUGAAGCGUUUGAUGGAAAGAAAUAACUUCACACAAAAUGAUGCUGAACAGAGAAUAAAUGCUCAGAUAUCACUGAAUGAAAAAUGUCGUAGAGCAUCUUAUAUCAUUGACAAUUCUUCCGACAGGGAGAAUACUGAGACACAAGUGAAAAGACUCUAUGAAAAAUUGAACAAAUCGUAUGCAUAUCUACCUGUCCGUGGAUUUGCUUUUUUACUACUUGGUUUGAUCCUGUAUUUUUUCAGUUUUUUAGUUAGUAAGUUACUGGUUGGCUGAUAAAAAUUAUUUUCAGACAAAGGUGCUCCUCAUCAUCUAGACAAUGUUAUCAGUCAGACUAGAUGUUCCUCGUUUUCUGAAUUAGAAGGAUUUUAGACAAGUUUGGUUGCUAUUUAACCAGCUUGUGUAUUCAUUUGGUAGAAGUAUCGUUAGAUAUAAUGACAUAAAAUUUGUUUCUGGAAACAGUGAUCCCAUGGUUUCUCUUUUUCCCAAAGUUGUGAUUUCUAAAGGGAAGAUUAUUUUGUCCUACUAUGUAUUGUUCAUGGCUGCCCAGGUCUCACAGAGUUUCUUACUCGUCUUGCUUCAAGGUUCUUUCAAUGUUUUUGUAUAGAACAUUAUAGACCAGUUUCUGGUUCCCUGUUCCAAAAUAACAAUUCCUGGAUUUCCAUUCUCUAUUUUUUAUUUCUGGACUUCAACUUUCCGUAUACGAUGUAUCAGAUCUCUCUGCCGUGUGCAGAUUAAAAGUCAAUCCGAAUUACAACCAGUGGUUAACUUGUGCUGGUUUGUUCUGAGCUGUUGUACUAAUCGUUUUCUAGACUUGGUAGCAAUCUGUGUAAGAAUUUCAAAUUGGAAAUUGUGAGUAUCACAAUACUACUC